This is a messenger RNA of Solanum tuberosum (potato), 2192 nucleotides long. RefSeq lists its product as uncharacterized. NCBI's taxonomy places the organism in Eukaryota, Viridiplantae, Streptophyta, Magnoliopsida, Solanales, Solanaceae. The transcript has 10 exons. The coding region runs from base 158 to 1837 and encodes 559 amino acids. The record is from RefSeq and is a predicted model, not a curated record. Gene Ontology annotation, molecular function: DNA binding.
AUUGGAUCAGUGUAAGAGAUUGGAUUACACACAAUAUUCUGAUGAGAAAAGGGUUUAAAAUAUAGUGUUUUAACGAGUUUAAGAAUUUAGUUGACAAAGUGUUGAAUAGGAGGGUUUGGAAUACAAACGCAUACAGUGAAGUGGGUCUUUGCUACAAAUGGCGACGAAGAGGGGCAAGAAGAUUUUCAACAAAGAAGAACUUGCAGAAGAUUGGUGCUUUGAAUGUAAAGAUGGUGGAGAGCUCAUGAUUUGUGACUAUGGGAAAUGUUUGAAAGCUUAUCACCCUGCAUGUGUGGAGAAAGAUGACUCAGUUUGGACAAGUGAUAAACAUUGGAUUUGUGGACGGCAUACAUGCUUAAUUUGCCAUGGAAAAUCAUAUUAUCAAUGUUAUUGUUGUGAUAGAGCUGCAUGCUCUCACUGCAUUGGUCGAAUCGAUUUUGUCCAUCUGAAAGGGAAGAAUGGAUUAUGCAAUAACUGCCUAAAGCUUGCAUUGCUUGUGGAAGAAGACAAGAAUAUUGAUUCUGAUGGGGAAAGUGUAGACCUUAGAGAUCACGAAACAUACGAGGGUCUUUUCAGGGAGUAUUAUCAGAUAGUAAAGACAAAAGAAGGAAUUGAUAAAAAUAAACUUCUUGCUGGUAAGGCUCAACUAGACAAGGAGAAGAUUUGCCAAAUUAACUCUUAUUCAGAUAAACAUUGUGAGAAAGAGGAUGAACAACUUUCUUCGGACAAUGAAGAUUUCAGUGAUGGAGAAUCUCAGACAAAAAGGCUUAAAAAGAAAAGAUGCACACAGCUGAAAACAAAGAUGCAAAGUAAAAACAAUUCAAAGAAACAAGAAUUUGUUGGAUGGGGAUCAAAAGCUCUAAUUGACUUUCUGCAGUUUAUUGGUCAAGAUACCAGAGAAAAAUUAUCGAAAUAUGAUGUGUCAUCGAUAGUAACUAAAUAUAUAGAAGAUCAUAGCCUUAUCCAUCCAGUUAAAAAGACAAGGAUCCUUUGUGAUGUUCAGUUAGAAGCUGUUUUUGGGAAGAAAGUGGUAAACAGACGCAAAAUAUUAAGCGUCCUCGAAAGACAUUUUGUUGAUAAUGAGGAACGAUUAAAAAAUGAUGAGCUUGAUGAUGAUCUUGAAGAUGAUGACACAGAAAUAUUGGUGGCUCCUAAAACUGAGGUAAAAGUUGAACAAAACAAGAUAUCCUCAAACUGGUAUUCAACUGCAGCACAAAGUCAAUUUGCAACCUUGAUUCCUGAAAAUAUCAAUCUCAUUUACCUGAAGAAGAGCUUGGUAAUGGAGUUGAUCAAGCAGCCUGAGUCAAUUGAAACCAAGAUUAUAGGAAGUUUUGUUCGGGUCAAGUUAGAUCCACGUGAUUCUGAGCAGUGUAACUCUCAUCAGCUUAUGCAAAUUACAGGGAUCAAGCUUGGAUCAAGCGAUAUGUGCAACAGCGAAAGUUCAAUUCAAGUAUCCAAUAUGGCUGGAGAUGUUAGCUUGACCAAGCUUUCAGAUGCUGAGAUUUCUGUGGAAGAAUGUAAUGUUUUUAGAGAGAAGGUGAAAGCAGGUUUGCUGAAAAAGCUAACAAUUGUGGAGCUUGAACAAAAGGCUGAAAUCCUUCAUGAAGACAUCACAAAGCACAAUAUUGCUCAAGAGCUGCAAUUGUUGCAGAACCGCAUUGAUCGUGCAAAUGAGAAAGGAUGGAGAGAUCAACUUACGCAGUCUCUGGAGAAAAGACACAUCCUACAGCAACCUUGGUACCUAUCAUUUAAGCUGUUGACUAAUCCUGUAGUGAUUCCAGAGGAGGUAGAGCCAUUCAAAUCUGAACAGGAAGAUGGAGCAUCUUGCUCUGGUUGAUAGUAGAGCAACUCCCCAUCUUCUCCUUCCUUGGUCAAAUUGGUGUUGUCAAACCUUUCUUGGAGAACGUUAGUAGCCCGUCUCUAAUGGAGGGAAGAUGCUUCUAUCUGUUGCAUGUUUUACUUUGGUAUUUUGAUUUUAGUUGCUACAAAGACUAUUCAGUUCUAGCUUUGUAAUUUGUAUUACAGCCAGUUAAGACUUUUUUCAGACUGCUCUAGUUGUUUCAAGAAAGCCUGGUGAAGGCAUUUUGAAGUUGCAUUUGCUCUUACCCUAUAUCAUAUGAUGAUUCAUGAGAAUGGAUCAAGGGUAUAUGGUGUACUCUUAUCAACUUAAUGCAACUUAUCUCCCUGUGUUA